AUGUCCCAGGCCUUGGAGCACACAGAUGGCGGCUGGGCCUGGGUGGUACUGCUGGCCACGCUGGUGGGCCAGGGCCUUACCCUGGGCUUUCCUACAUGCAUCGGCAUCUUCUUCACCGAACUGCAGCGGGACUUCCAGGCCAGCAACAGCGAGACCUCCUGGUUCCCCUCCAUCCUGACAGCUGUACUUCACGCUGGGGGCCCCCUGUGUGGCAUCCUGGUGGGACGCUUCGGCUGCCGAGCCACUGUGAUGCUCGGGGGCGUGCUGGCCAGCCUGGGCAUGGUGGCCAGCUCCUUCUCCCGCACACUUAGCCAGCUCUACUUCACGGCAGGAUUUAUCACAGGCCUGGGCAUGUGCUUCAGCUUCCAGCCGUGCAUCACCGUGCUGGGCUUUUACUUCGUCCGCCGGCGAGCCCUGGCCAAUGCGCUGGCCUCAGUGGGCGUCUCCCUGGGCAUCACGCUCUGGCCACUGCUCUCUCGCUGCCUCCUGGAGGACCUGGGCUGGAGGGGUGCCUUCCUUGUCUUUGGCGGGGUCAUUCUGCACUGCUGCGUCUGCGGGGCCAUCCUGAGGCCUGUGGCCUCCCAUGUGGCCCCUGAGACCAGAGAGGGUCCCCCUCCAGCGCCCAAGACCCCUGCGCUUGGCUGCCUGGCCAUGUGUGGCCGGACCCUGCGGCGCCACCUGGCCUUCGACGUCCUGUGGCACAACACACAUUACCGCGUGUUCACGCUGGGCGUGAUGUGGAUGAUCCUGGGUUUCCCGCUGCCGCACGUCUUCCUGGUGCCGUACGCCAUGCGGCACGGGGUAGGCGAACCACAGGCGGCCCUGCUCAUCUCCAUCAUCGGCCUCAGCAACAUCAUCUUGCGGCCCAUGGCCGGGCUGCUAGCACUCCAGCGGGGCUUUGCCAGCCACCGCAAGUACCUGUUCGCCCUGUCGGUCCUGCUCAACGGGCUCACCAACCUGGUGUGCGCGGCGUCGGCCGACUUCUGGGUGCUGGUGGGUUACUGCCUGGUGUACAGCGUCUCCAUGAGCGGCAUCGGCGCCCUCGUCUUCCAGGUCCUCAUGGACAUCGUCCCCAUGGACCGGUUCCCCAGCGCCCUGGGCCUCUUCACCAUCCUGGAUGGCGCUGCCAUCCUCAUCUCCCCACCUCUGGCCGGGUUCCUCCUGGAUGCCACCGACAACUUCAGCUACGUUUUCUACAUGUCAAGCUUCUUCCUCAUCUCGGCCGCCCUCUUCAUGGGCGGCAGCUUCUAUGCCCUGGAGAAGAAGGAGAGGCAAGGUAGGCAGGCCAAGGAGGAAGAAGCCAUCAAGCAGGCUGCCUUGGAGCAGUGUCUUACUUUGGAAGGCAGAGACGUUUCUGGGAAGCAACUGUGCCCUGAGAUCAUGUAUGUGACCAGCGUCUGA
Carlito syrichta (Philippine tarsier) is the source of this 1401-nucleotide messenger RNA. It is a transcript of the gene SLC16A5, whose product is annotated as solute carrier family 16 member 5. NCBI's taxonomy places the organism in Eukaryota, Metazoa, Chordata, Mammalia, Primates, Tarsiidae. The transcript is spliced from 4 exons. The record is from RefSeq and is a predicted model, not a curated record. Gene Ontology annotation, molecular function: monocarboxylic acid transmembrane transporter activity. The coding region runs from base 1 to 1401 and encodes 466 amino acids. Gene Ontology annotation, biological process: monocarboxylic acid transport; transmembrane transport. Gene Ontology annotation, cellular component: membrane.